AUGGAUCCGCUGUAUGUUGCUUCAUUAGAAGCCACUUUAAAGCAAACAUUGGUUGCUGAUACCGCUGUUAUCAAACAAGCGUCUACCAAGUUAACCAAAGAGUUUUAUACCAACAAUGCUGCAUUGCCUUCAUUAUUCCAUAUUCUUCAAAAUGCUCAAGAUGAUCAAUUAAAACAAUUAGCAUCAGUUGAAGCCAGAAAAUUGGUUUUAAGUAAAUGGGAAAACGUCGAUGCCAGUUUAAAAGCUCCCAUCAGAGAAGCUAUGUUGAACAAUACCUUCAACCAACAAUCUAAAUUAAUUAGACAUUCAUCGGCCAGAGUUGUAGCUGCUAUUGCCGAAAUUGAUUUAGAUGGUAAUAACUGGCCAGAAUUAUUACCAGCAUUGAUUGCCAAAGUUCAAGAUUCUGAUGUUCAAACCAAAGAAAUGGCUGUUUUCACACUUUUCAUUUUAUUAGAAACUCAAAAUGAAUCAUUAGUUGCCAAUACUGAAGAUUUCCUCAAUUUAUUCAGUUCAUUAUUAACUGAACAAUCAUCAAGAGAAAUUAGAGUCAACUCCGUUUUAGCCUUUGACACUUUAUCAGCUUUCAUUGAAAAUCAACCAGAAAUUAAUACCCAUUUAGCUAACAAAUUCAAAUCAAGUAUUCCAGUUAUUAUUGAAGUUUUGAAAGAAGUUAUUCAAGCUGAAGAUACUGAAAAGGCUAAAGAAAUUUUCAAUGUCUUAAACUCCUUCAUUUUCUGUGACAAUAAAUUAAUUGGUAAUUAUUUAAUUGAUUUAAUUAAAUUUGCUGGAGAAUUAGGUUCAAAUAAAGAUUUAGAUGAAGAAAUCAGAGUUUUCAGUUUACAAUUCCUUAUUUCUGUUGUUAACAUCAGAAAAUCAAAAAUCUUAUCAUCAAAUAUUGGUCCAGAUAUGACCUUAAUUGGAUUAAAAGUUGCCAGUGAAGAAAUUGAUGUUGAAGAAGAAUUAGAAAACGAAGAUGAAGAAAAUGAAAAUGAAGAAAAUUCUCCUGCUACUUUAGGUUUAAGAUUAAUUGCUAUGUUAUCAGCAGAAUUACCUCCAUCUCAAGUUAUUCAACCAAUCUUAUCAAAUGUUGAAGCUAUGAGUAAUUCAUCAAAUCAAUUCGAAAGAAGAGCUGCUAUUUUAUCAAUUGGUGUUGCUUCAUCAGGAGCUCCAGAUUUCUUAGCUAUUCAAAUUAAUAAAAUCGUUCCUUUAUUAAUUAAAUCUUUAAAAGAUGGUGAAUUAGUUGUUAGAGUUGCUGGUUUAAAAGCUUUAACUCAAUUAACUUCAGAAUUACAAGAUGUUGUUACUGCUUAUCAUGAACAAUUCUUACCUCUUUUAAUUGAUAUCAUUGAUAGUGCUACUUCAGUUGCUGUUUAUAAAUAUGCUUGUUCAGCAUUAGAUGGAUUAAUUGAAUUCUUAAGUCAUGAUUCAGUUGAUAAAUAUAUUGAACCUUUAAUGAAUAAAUUGGUUUCAAUGUUACAAACUGCCAAUACUUCAUCAUUAAAAUGUGCUAUUGUUUCCGCUAUUGGUUCAACUGCUUAUUCUGCUGGUAAAAAAUUCAUCCCAUUUUUCAAACAAUCAAUUACUUUCUUAGAACCUUUCCUUGCUAAUGUUGCUCAAACUGAAGGUUUAACUGAAGAUGAUAUUGAAUUAAGAGCUUUAACUUUUGAAAAUAUUUCAACCAUGGCUAGAGCUGUUGGUAGAGAUGCUUUCUCUGAUUAUGCUACUCCAUUAGUUGAAGCUGCUUAUCAAUCUUUAAGUUCUGAUCAUUCAAGAAUUAGAGAAUCUGGUUUUGCUUUCAUUUCCAAUAUGGCUAAAGUUUAUGGCGAACAAUUUUCUGGUUUCUUGGAUAAAAUCAUUCCAGAAAUCUUGAAAUGUUUACAACAAGAAGAAUUUACCUUCAAUUUUGAUGGUGAAGAUGAAGAAGAACUCGAUCUUGAAGAUGAAGAAGAUUUAGGUAAUAAAUUAAAUGUUAAUACUGGUAUUACUUACGAAAAAGAAGUUGCUGCUAUUGCUUUAGGUGAAUUAGCUAUCGGUACUGGUAAAGAUUUCUAUAAAUAUGUUGAAGAAUCUUUUAAAAUUUUAGCUGAACAAGUUGAAAACAGUUACGGUAUGAGAGAAGCUUCAAUGGGUACUUUAUUCAAGAUUGUUAAAGCUUUAUUCGUUGCUGAACAUGGUGAAAAAUUCAAAUAUCCUAAAGGUGUUUGUGAUAAUAUUUAUAUUAAUCAAUCUAUUUUUGAAUUAGUUAAAAACAUCAGAAUGAUGGCUAUUGACAAUUUAGUUGAAGAAUAUGAAAUCACCAUGGUUGCUUGUAUCUUAGAUAAUUUGGGAGAAAUUAUUCAUAAAUUUGGUUCAAUUGCUAUUGUUGAUCCAUCAGAUCAAGAAAACUUAAGCAAAUUAUGCCAACAAUUAAUGAUGAUUUUAACCAAACAACAUCCUUGUCAAUUAGAAGAUGAUGAAGAUAUCCCAAGUGAUGAACAAGAUUCUUCAGAAUCUGAAACUGUCUUAUUUGAUAGUGCUUUGGAAGUUUUAAUUAACUUAUCAAUCACUUUAGGUAAAGAUUUUGGUAAAAUCUUUGCUUCAUUCAAUCCUAUCAUUCAAUCUAAUGUCAAAUCAAAGAACAAAACCAAGAGAGUCGCUUCUAUUGGUUGUUUAGCAGAAAUGUCAAUCUCAUUGAAAGAUGAUGAUAGUAUCAUGACUGAUUUAUUACAAUUAUUCAUUUCAAGAUUAAGUAAUGAUGUUUCUCUUGAAGUUAAAGGUAAUGCUGCUUAUGGUGUUGGAUUAAUUAUCGAAAACAAUAACCAAGAUUUCUCUAAUUAUUAUCAAAACAUUUUAGAGUUAUUAUUCCAUUUAUUGAGUAAAACUGAUAAACAAGCUUCAGGUGAAAAUGACGAAGAAAAUAAAGAUGUCCUUAAUAGAGCUUUUGCCAAUGCUUGUGGUUGUGUUGCUAGAUUAACUUUAAAAAAUCAACAAGCCAUUCCUUUACAACAUAUAAUUGAUCCUUUGUUGAAUCAUUUACCUUUACAAGCAGCUUUUGAAGAAAAUUCUCCAAUUUUCAAAUUAAUAUUGAAAUUAUUUGAACAACAAAAUGGUGAUAUUUUAGCUAAAUCCGAUAAAGUUGUUGAAAUCUUCGGUAAAGUAUUUGAAAAGGAAAUAGAUGUUGAAAACUUAAUCAACAAUAGUACUUUAGGUAGAGAAGAAGGUUUAGAUAGAUUAAAACAAUUCGAAAGUGAAGAUUUAAAGAAUAAGGUUGUGGAAUUAUUAAAAUUUAUCAAUGCUAAUAAUGGAAGUGUUGGUAAUCAUCCGGUUUUAAAAUCCAUUAUUUAA
Molecule: messenger RNA, 3324 nt
Organism: Yamadazyma jaroonii
Lineage: Eukaryota; Fungi; Ascomycota; Pichiomycetes; Serinales; Debaryomycetaceae
Source: the annotation of a GenBank genome assembly